AUGGAUACUACAAACCAAAACACCCAGUUUCAAACACUCAAUCAACCCAUAUCCACCCAAUCAUUUACACCCAUCCCACCCUACGAUCAGACAGGCUAUCGUCCUGACAUUGCCUCAUCCAGCCAACCACCCCAAAACAAUUACGAAGGCAUGGGCAACCCUUUUGAUUUGGGUGACUUUACGGAUAUGGACCCGUCUUCAUGGGCCGAAGUGAUGCAAUUGCUUGAAGACGACACAGUGGACCCGACUCCACAACAAAGACCACGAAGAAACGUUCGUGAUCGGGGAUGCGGUACGGGCGGACGUUUAAACCGACCAAGUCGUAGAAACUAG
Molecule: messenger RNA, 333 nt
Organism: Lathyrus sativus (Indian pea)
Lineage: Eukaryota; Viridiplantae; Streptophyta; Magnoliopsida; Fabales; Fabaceae
Source: the annotation of a GenBank genome assembly